AUGCCCGACGAGGAACUAGUUGCUCCCUUCCCAACUGCCGAAGUAACUUGUACUCUUCUGCAGAAAAUCCGGUGGCACCUCGUGGUUGGUAUCAUCGAGUCGGAGUGGGUGCAUGAAUACGCGGCGAUCAAUACUUCCGUGUACACGUUUGACUCAACAUGUAGAUCCCCUCGAGCUAUCUGCUGGACGUUGCUUUCUAUGCACCCUUUCCAUUCGGCCUCAGUGCAAGACAAUUCCUCGAUCCGAAUUCUGCUUAAUUCAUCGCGUAACCGGGUCUCCAUGUCCGUGGGUGCUCUGAGCUCCUAG
Molecule: messenger RNA, 306 nt
Organism: Phytophthora nicotianae INRA-310
Lineage: Eukaryota; Oomycota; Peronosporomycetes; Peronosporales; Peronosporaceae
Exons: 2
Coding region: 1-306 (101 amino acids)
Source: RefSeq, a predicted model, not a curated record